AUGGCAGCCCAGCUCCAAGCCCUACUGCGCUUUCUCUCGCAAGAUGCCAAGGUCCCGCUGGCAUCAGCAAUGGGUAAAGUGAAGGAGCUUCAAGCCGCAGGAUUAGACAACGCCCAGAAUAUCUCAAGCGCCAACUUGAAGACUAUACAGUCUAUCUUCAAAGAUGACAAGAUCGCCAAACAAGUUCACAACGCAGCAAAACGCGUGACGAAACAGGGCGAUAAGCGCGCUGCUUCAGAUGAUUCCCCAUCAGCAACAUCUCCUCAGAAAAGAGCGAAAACAGCCUCUGGCAAUAAACUAGAUAGGAAUAUCCCCGCCACGCCUUUCCAAAUUGAAUCCGCACUUUCACUCCCCAUAACUUCGCCCCACGAACAGCCAGAAGAAUACCUUUCUGAUAUAAUCUUAACAACAAAUCGAGCGCCACUGGUCCUCGCCUUUGCUGUAAUUGCGACAAAGUACACAAUGCCCGAACAACCGCUCUCUAGCCGCCUGAGCCUGGCCCAAGCAGUCGUGAGCGCGAACAGUCGCAGCAAAGCCGUGAGUAUUGGGCUUGAGAGUGGACGGAGUGCGGAAGAGGAAGGAUGGGGGAAAGGGCAGCCGACGAUCAAGAUCCUUGGCAGAGAGAUUGCGGUGUUGAAAAGAUGGGAUUAUGAUCCUAACGAGGGGGCGCCGCCGGACGCAGAGGAUCGUCCGGAGGAGUCGCAGAGCACUCUUCCUAGUAGUACCCCUGAUUCGCCGCCGCCACCACCGCCGCCGCUUUGGGGUUUGGAUCUUGAGUCGCUUAGGAGGAAGUCUAAUGAGAGUGGUAAGCCGGCGCAUGGCGGGAGCUCGAAUGAGCCUGGUCUGCCGAUUUAUACCGCAGAGUCGGCGCGGGCGUAUUUACUCAAAUCGUUUAUAAUAGAUAAGAACGAAAAUGCAGGUGACAAUUCAAAAUUGCCAAAGAAAAAGGUGCCCAAACCCGAGUCACCGUUGGAGAAAGAAAGAGCCUUGGGGUUAUUAUUACGAGCCCUUGAUAUUGUGUUUGCGUCAUGGGCGGCUACUCUGUCGCCGGAGGAACUAGAUAAAAGGGCUUGGAUGUGGUAUCUGCGUGUGAGGCCAGAUGUGCAGUCUGGGGUAGCUGGAUGGGGGGAGAAGGGAAAGGUGAAGUUGGCUGAUAUACUAGCGUUGAAGCGAUGA
Talaromyces proteolyticus is the source of this 1176-nucleotide messenger RNA. RefSeq lists its product as uncharacterized. The transcript is spliced from 2 exons. The record is from RefSeq and is a predicted model, not a curated record. The coding region runs from base 1 to 1176 and encodes 391 amino acids. NCBI's taxonomy places the organism in Eukaryota, Fungi, Ascomycota, Eurotiomycetes, Eurotiales, Trichocomaceae.